Messenger RNA from Helianthus annuus (common sunflower), 1122 nucleotides. RefSeq lists its product as uncharacterized. Gene Ontology annotation, molecular function: cysteine-type peptidase activity. Gene Ontology annotation, biological process: proteolysis. Lineage: Eukaryota; Viridiplantae; Streptophyta; Magnoliopsida; Asterales; Asteraceae. The transcript is spliced from 2 exons. The coding region runs from base 324 to 851 and encodes 175 amino acids. The record is from RefSeq and is a predicted model, not a curated record.
CUGCGUUGUUACCCGUUGUGUGUAGGGACCUAACCAGGUACGGAUCGCCGAAAUCGCACGUUCCAACUGUACAAACAUAGAACAUUAAAAAGCGUUAUCCUCAUAAAUAUAAAUAGUAAAUGCAUCGAACGCGCAAAAAUUAAUUUGUAUAUAAACAUGUAUAAUUUAUUGAUUGACCAAUCACUCCUAUUAUUUUUGUUUUGGUUUUUUUUUUCUUGCCGCUAAGUGAACUUGGGGUGGGAUUCAGUAGAAUUGAAGAUAAUAGAGCUGUUGCUAAGAUAAAACGAAGUAUCUUCCUAACUGUGAAUGGAGACAAAUCACUAAUGAACCUAGCUACCUAUGACUUAGUUUUCUUCCCGAUCCAGCUGGCGAUGCAUUAUUUCCUGGUUUGUUUUGAUCUGAAGAAUCCUACAAUUUUCGUUGUCGACAGCAUUGAUAUGAAAACAAAAAAAAGAUUAAAAAAGGCUGAGAGGGAACUAGAUGAGAAGCAUGUGCAGGACAUGAAUGAGAAAGUUUUGAAAGUGAGACAUCAUUUUGCGAAUUAUCUACAAUCGGUGGGACAUGUGAAGACAAGUGUCAUUAGAGCCCAGACACCCAAAUGGGUGAAAUUAAGGUGGGCAACAUACGGCAACUAUGUAGAGUCCGGUAUCUACAUGAUGCGGCAUAUGGAGACCUACAUGGUCAAGAGAGAAAGAAAUUUCGAAUGUGGCUUCGCUUUGGGGGGUGCUAAACAAAAGCAACAACUGCUAAGUUUGAAAAAGAAGUAUGCGGCGAAGAUCCUUUUGUCAGAUGCUAACAUUCUACGCGGUGACAUUGCGAAGGUUAUUGAAGAACAAGGAACCGUGAAGUAGUAGUAUAAUAACGGUUAUAGUGUUUUUGCGUGGCAUAAUGACUGUUUUGGGAAACCUGAUGGUUUAAACUUUUUUUCUUUUUCUUUUUUUUUUUUGCAAUGUGUUUUCGAGUUUUAUUUUAGGACCUGUUGAUAACUCAAGUUUGGGUUUUAUGUUUGAAGUAUGAAAUGUUUUAAUUGAAUAUGUUGGAUGGUACCUUUAAUUUUGAGUACUGUAUGUAUUAAAUAAUGCUUCAUAUCAUGUCUAUUGAUUGUGUUUGAGGUGCGUUCGC